CCCCCCACCCCCCUCACAAAAAAAAAAAAAACUAAACACAAUGGCCGGCGAGCCAGGAAGCUCAAUGCAUGGGGUAACGGGAAAGGAGCAGUCACAUGCCUUCUCCGUCUCCCCAUCUGAGGUCCCAACGGACCCUACAGCCAAGUUUGGUUUGCCAGUCGAUACAGAACACAAGGCCACAAAAUUCAAAAUCCUCUCCUUAGCCAAACCCCAUAUGACAACAUUUCACCUAAGUUGGAUAUCCUUUUGCACAUGUUUCAUAUCAACCUUUGCAGCCGCACCUUUGGUCCCUAUCAUAAGGGACAACCUCAACCUCACCAAGUACGACAUUGGUAACGCCGGAGUCGCUUCCGUCUCGGGAAGUGUGUUCUCAAGGCUAGUCAUGGGUACACUUUGUGACCUGAUGGGACCAAGGUACGCUUGUGCAUUCCUAGUCAUGUUGAUAGCCCCAGCCGUCUUUUGCAUGUCGUUGAUAACCGACGCAUCAGGUUACGUGGCGGUUAGGUUUAUGAUAGGGUUUUGUUUAGCCACCUUUGUGUCAUGCCAAUAUUGGAUGAGUACCAUGUUUAACGGCCGGAUUAUCGGGCUUGUAAACGGGACUGCGGCCGGGUGGGGCAAUGCCGGUGGUGGAGCAACCCAACUUCUUAUGCCGGUGGUGUAUGAGAUUAUCCGUCGUGCGGGGGCCACGUCGUUCGUUGCUUGGAGGAUUGCGUUUUUCAUUCCGGGGUUGCUUCAUAUUAUUAUGGGGCUCUUGGUGCUUACUCUUGGUCAAGACUUGCCUGAUGGUAACCUUGGUGCCCUAAUAAAGAAGGGUGAGGUUGCUAAAGACAAGCUCCCUAAGGUGCUUUGGUAUGCUGUCUCCAAUUACCGGACAUGGAUCUUUGUGCUCCUCUACGGAUACUCCUUAGGUGUGGAGUUAACAACCGAUAAUGUUAUUGCAGAAUACUUUUUUGACAGGUUUAACCUAAAACUGCAGACAGCAGGAGUGAUAGCAGCCAGCUUUGGAUUAGCGAACUUCUUCUCUCGUCCACUGGGCGGGCUAGCCUCGGACUAUAGCGCCCGUUACUUUGGUAUGAGGGGACGGCUUUGGACCCUAUGGAUCCUCCAAACAGCCGGUGGAGUGUUCUGCAUUUGGCUAGGGUUAGCUAAUAAUCUUAUCACGGCAACCGUAGCCUUAAUCCUAUUUUCACUAGGGGCUCAAGCUGCCUGUGGGGCCACCUUUGGGGUUGUACCCUUCAUUUCUCGGCGAUCCCUAGGGAUCAUCUCGGGCCUUACCGGGGCAGGAGGCAACGUGGGGGCCGCACUGACCCAGUUCAUUUUCUUUGCUGGAAAUCGUUUUAGCACAGAAGACGGUCUUCUGUACAUGGGUGUUAUGUCCAUUGCUUGUACACUCCCGGUAGCUUUGGUGCAUUUCCCGCAAUGGGGGAGCAUGUUUUUCCCUCCAUCUAAGAGUGCUUCUGAGGAGGCUUAUUAUGUUGCCGAGUAUAACAAGGACGAACAGAGUAAAGGUAUGCACGAAAGGAAUAUUAAGUUUGCUGAAAGUGCUCGAACCGAGCGUGGAAAGGAAGGUGGUUUCUGCUCCUCUUCUCCACCUACAAAUGCUUGAUUUAAUCCUUACCUACUUUCAUACAAUCAAACUUGUACUUCUGUUAUGGUUGUUAAUUUACCCUACAACUUAAGUGUAUGCAACUUUUUAUUUAGCCGAAAGAUCAUGGUUUCAAUUGAUACUUUUGGUGCGUGAGGUGAUGAGACUAACAUCAUCAAAUUACUCUUCCAGCUUGAGUGGCUAGUGAAAUUUGUUUAUUACAAGAAAUAAUUUCA
This is a messenger RNA of Spinacia oleracea (spinach), 1821 nucleotides long. RefSeq names its product high-affinity nitrate transporter 2.1-like. The transcript is spliced from 3 exons. The record is from RefSeq and is a predicted model, not a curated record. Gene Ontology annotation, biological process: transmembrane transport. Lineage: Eukaryota; Viridiplantae; Streptophyta; Magnoliopsida; Caryophyllales; Amaranthaceae. Bases 41 to 1606 code for a protein of 521 amino acids. Gene Ontology annotation, molecular function: nitrate transmembrane transporter activity.